AUGGCAUUACAACUGCCACAACCAUUUCUUGCGCUUAAAUCAGAGACGAACAACAGAUACUUACGCUACAUACACCAAGACAUCGAGGGGGUGCAUGGGAUCCUCCAAUUCUCCGGAGAGGAGGUUCUGAGCCCAUACGCAAAGUUCCAAGUCGAAGUGGAGGCCGGCCAUCGGGUGCAUAUAAGAUCCUGCUACAACAACAAAUACUGGAGGAGGGCAGACCAAAACAGUAGGUGGAUUGUAGCCGGGGCUGACGAGCAAGAGGCAGAACCAACCCGUUGGUCAUGUACGCUCUUCGAGUUCGAGCCCAUCAUCAUAAACGACACCAACUUCUCCCAAAUCCGAUUGGUCCACGUGCACUCCCGUGAUUAUUUAAAGAUAUCCCCUACAAACGAAUGCCUCUUUAUAAGCCAAAACUUUGAUGUCUUCACAGUCAUCGACCGGAACGCGCUGGUGAUUUUUCCCAAGCAUCUUGCCUUCAAAGUCAACGUCAAUGGCAUUGGUAACUACCUCCGCGUCCAAAUCAUUGAUACACACCCAUAUCUGCAGUUCUCAGCCACUAAUCCUACUAAACAAGAGAAGGAGAACAAGGUGUUUACCGCCGGUGAUGGAAGCGUUCGAAUAAUGUCCACCUUCACUAAAAAGUUCUGGAGGCGUAACAGUAGCCGAGAUGAUAAAAUUAGCAACAACUGGAUUUGGGCUGACUCAGACGACACCACCAACCGAGACUCAAACACGUUGUUUUGGCCAGUCAAGGUAGAAACCAACCGAGGCGACGUCAACGACGUCAAUGUUGUUGUAGCUCUCCGCAACCUGGGCAAUAACAAUUUCUGCAAGAGGUUGACCGUGGGCAAGAACAACGAUGUAGUCUGUCUGACUGCCGAUCCUCCAAAUACAAUUACCCCAGGGCCAGAUGCGCUCCUGGCAGUCGAAGAGCUUGUUAUGUCCCGGACCAUCUCUGAUCUCAAUUUCCGCCUCGCCGAUGCCAGGAUCUAUAACCGCCAGAUCGGCAAGGUCAUGGCCAUAAAAGAAUACGAAAACCCCGCCGAAAUACCGGCCUCUCCAACUAUCAGUCUCGUCUAUAAAGACAAAAGGACUAGUACUUGGAAUACCAGUGCCGACGACGUCUCUUUCACGGCCUUCAUCCAAACCACCCUCACCUCCGACACUCCAUUCGUCCUUCAUCCAAACCACCCUCACCUCCGACACUCCAUUCGUCGUACAGGACGAGGGAGUCUGUAA
Messenger RNA from Prunus avium (sweet cherry), 1242 nucleotides. The record is from RefSeq and is a predicted model, not a curated record. NCBI's taxonomy places the organism in Eukaryota, Viridiplantae, Streptophyta, Magnoliopsida, Rosales, Rosaceae.